Messenger RNA from Aricia agestis (brown argus), 1102 nucleotides. It is a transcript of the gene Nup35, whose product is annotated as nucleoporin Nup35. The record is from RefSeq and is a predicted model, not a curated record. Gene Ontology annotation, molecular function: structural constituent of nuclear pore; phospholipid binding; single-stranded DNA binding. The coding region runs from base 98 to 967 and encodes 289 amino acids. Gene Ontology annotation, cellular component: nuclear pore nuclear basket; nuclear pore central transport channel; nuclear membrane. NCBI's taxonomy places the organism in Eukaryota, Metazoa, Arthropoda, Insecta, Lepidoptera, Lycaenidae. Gene Ontology annotation, biological process: NLS-bearing protein import into nucleus; nuclear pore organization; regulation of DNA-templated transcription. The transcript is spliced from 4 exons.
UUUUUUCUAGCCGUUGCCCGUUACUCGUUUUCAUUAUUUUGUGCUUAAAAAAAUUCCAACAUAUUGAUAUAAAUAUUGAUGUCAGUAAAUUUAUAAAAUGGAGCCAAUGACACUGGGAAGCCCACCACAUUCACCAUCGAGCAGCCCCAACGUCGGCUACUUACCGCCGUUUCUUCUAGGUGAAAUAAAUCCACCACCUCUCGGUGGCAUGUCCCCACGCACAAACAGCUUAUCACCCACUAAAGGACGGAACUUAGCAUUCGGGUCAUCCAGCCCUACACAGACCUCGACUCCGGAGCAGAAGCUGUACCGGCCGAGCGUGUCUGUACACCAGCAAGCCAUGUUCAACCAGCAGAACAUGUUUGCUAACAUGCCAACAUCUCCAAACAUGUCAUACUCAAUGAAACAAACUGGACCUCCGAUAGAAGAUUUAUUUGACACCAUCAAAAGCAACGAGCCCUCAAUAAACAAGUCACUGUUCCAGGAGAACAGCUUUCUAGGUGCCAACAACUCUGUGAUGCAAAACUCGUAUGUGAACAAUGUAAAUAAUCAGUCUCUAUCAGCACCCUGGCAGGAUGGUUGUCAGGAGCAAGAUGAAUAUUGGGUGACUGUGUUUGGUUUCCCUCCUAAUGCCGCUAACACUGUUCUAGCGAGAUUUAGUAAUUGUGGAGCUGUUGUUGAUAAGCAGUAUCCAACUCAAGGCAACUGGGCCCAUAUUAGAUAUGCAACUAGGGCAGAAAAGGAGAGGGCGUUGACACUCAAUGGUCGUCAAAUACUGCCAGGGAUAAUGGUUGGUGUGGUCGAGUGCAAAGAACCUCCACGCACCACAAUGUCCAGUCCUACAGCUGUUUCAGAACGACCCAACACGGCCAGAUCACUCUGCCCCACACCAAUCCCAUCAGCACCACUACCACAGAGAUCCAGCGGGAUCAUUUCUAAAGCCCUUGAUUAUGUUUUAGGCUGGUGACAGUUGUUAAAUGAAUAUAAGCUAAAUGAACUUCCAUUACUUUUAAAUAAAAUCCAAUGAUCCUGUGAUUAUGUAAUAUACCGAUUUUCUUACAAAAUGAAAAGGAUAAAGCAAUAAAAACAAUUAUUUAAUUAA